AUGGAUUAUGUACCACUUCCAUCAGAACCAACUGAAAGUCUGCAAAUCCAGCAACCGGUGACUGUUUCAGCGCAAGGCACGUCCGCAAGUUCCUCGUUAGUGUCUCCGUCCAUUACUGCUUCACCUUAUGAUUUCCUUAUUCCCUCGAUUACUACCCCUGCCGGCUACGGUUCUCCACCAUCUAUUGAAUUUGGUACCACACAGUUCUCCUCUGCUUCAUAUUGCUAUUCCCAGUAUUCUAAUUUGCAUUCUCAGUCUUUGUGGCCUUCUGUCGGCAAUUUCCAGCCUUUCGGCAAUCAGACGGCUGUUUUAUCAUAUCAUCAAAUUCAACAGCAACAGUUUUUUUAUCAGCCUCAACACCUUGGGCAUUGUUCAGGAAUGGGUAUGGAUAAAUUUGUAUUUGUCGACAAAUUGAUUGUGUGGGCUGGUAGUGCUCUUUCGAGAAAAAAUUUUGUUGAUUCAUUCUAUGGAGGUAUUUCAAGUCCAUCGGGCACCACAUUUGGCUCAUCCUGUGGUGCUUUUGAUUCAUUUAGUGGUAUUGGCAGCACAGGAAUCACACCACAACAAAAUACCAGUUACGCUGGUGUUAUGAAUUUACCACAGCAGUUACCUUUUUUAAAUAUUAUUGGUGAGCAGCAGCCACUUACCAGAGAAGUAAUGCAAGAUUAUCUGAAUAAUCGUCAAAAAUAUGAUUGUAUUGUUAGUAUAUUUCAUGCUAAAGUGGCGCAGAAAUCUUACGGAAAUGAAAAAAGAUUUUUCUGUCCUCCACCAUGCAUUUAUCUUUUCGGAGAUGGAUGGAAGCACAAAAAGAAGAUGGCGGAAGAUUUAUAUAGACGAUAUCGUGAAUACCAGAAGCGAAACGAUAUUCAGGAAACGGAUUCAGAUGCAGAACAUAUUAGUGAAGCUCGGUCUACUGAGUUAUGUGCGUUUAUCGGAAUUGGAGCUCCAUCUGAGCAGGAAAAACAAACACUUGAUUUCUCUAGCAACAAGGAUUAUUGUGCAGCAAAGACAUUAUAUAUUUCGGAUGCCGACAAGCGCAAAUAUUUUGAGCUAUCGGUGCAGUUCUUCUACGGGUCUGGACAUGAAAUUGGGAUUUUUUCUUCUCAACGAAUUAAAGUUAUAAGUAAACCAAGCAAAAAGAAACAAAGCAUGAAGAAUACCGAUUGCAAAUACCUUUGUAUCGCCUCUGGUACCAAAGUUGCCUUAUUCAACAGGCUUAGGUCGCAGACAGUCAGUACUCGUUACUUACAUGUUGAAGGAGGAGGGUUCCAUGCGAGUUCGACAAAGUGGGGUGCUUUUACAAUCCAUCUGAUCGAGGAUGACCCUAAUGCAGGUGAAUCUGAGGAUUUUAAUGUCAAAGAUGGCUUCAUUUACUAUGGUGCUUUAGUGAAACUCGUUGACAGCGUAUCAGGAAUUGCUUUGCCUCGUUUGAGAAUUCGUAAAGUCGAUAAACAACAUGUUGUACUGGAUGCAUCUGCAAGCGAAGAACCAGUUAGUCAGCUACACAAAUGUGCAUUUCAAAUGGUUGAUUCUGAUACAAUUUACCUUUGUCUUUCACAUGAUAAGAUUAUCCAGCAUCAGGCUGUACCCGUCGAUGCAAAUCGACAUCAAAUUAGCGAUGGUGCAUCGUGGACUAUUAUUUCUACAGAUAAGGCCGAAUAUCGAUUUUAUGAGGCCAUGGGACCAGUACGUCAGCCAAUAACUCCAGUACCUGUUGUCAGCGGUAUGGAGCUGUAUGGCGAUGGUGAUCUUGCCCGAGUCGAUCUCAUUGGUUCAAACUUCAGGACAAAUCUCAAGAUUUGGUUUGGUACUAUACCGGUGGAUACCAUCUUCAGAUCAGAAGAAAUGAUGGGUUGUUUGGUACCUCCGUUGUCGGCGGUUUGUCCGAAUUGGGCACCGUAUUGUGGCGAACCUGCUGCAGUUCCCCUAUCGUUGGUUCGAGAUGAUGGUGUCAUUUAUUCCACAAACAUGACAUUUAGCUACAAAAGUGAAACGGCUGCGCGGUCGAUGGUGAAUCGACGGUAUUUAGAAAAUAUGACGUCAUAA
This is a messenger RNA of Brugia pahangi, 2046 nucleotides long. The record is from the annotation of a GenBank genome assembly. Lineage: Eukaryota; Metazoa; Nematoda; Chromadorea; Rhabditida; Onchocercidae.